AGCUGGAGUUGCGGCAGCAGUGUGGCUCUCUCUAUGAGGGUGCGUUGGUUUUGACAGUGCAGGAUCGCCAGGAGCCGCUGGGCAGCGGGGGGGCAACACUGAACGCUCUGCUGGUCGCUGCUGAACAUCUGAGCAGCAGAGCCGGACACACUGUGGUGACAGCUGACGUCCUGGAUGAUGCUCACAUCCUCAUCCUCCACACCGGUCGAGAUUUCCCCUGGAGCUCCUGCAGCAGAGCGUUCUGCUGGUUACCUCUAGAGAAACCCGACCAGAAGGUCCAGGCUCCGGUCUGCUGUCUGGACCUGCUGCUGGACUUACUCAGUACCAAGAUCUGUCCUGGUUCACCUCCUGGUGUUUGGGUCUGCAGCACUGACAUGAUUCUCUCCAUCCCUGCUGACUUUGGUUAGUGUUUGGUUAGAGUACCGAGGAAUCACUGUUGAGUAACUUCCUACACUUCUUUAGUUUGGGUUCUAGGAACCUACUUAUUCACACAGUGGCUAUUCAAAACCUUCAAAACACUUCUUUCCUUCUUCUGUUAUUGUUUCUUGUUCCAUGUUGUUUUCCUGCUGUGAAUCGAGGCUCGUUUCCACGUCUCAGGAAAACACGAGGGAAGUUUUCAGAUUUGGCUCAAACAUUCACCUGGAGCGUU
Paralichthys olivaceus (Japanese flounder) is the source of this 649-nucleotide messenger RNA. The record is from RefSeq and is a predicted model, not a curated record. Lineage: Eukaryota; Metazoa; Chordata; Actinopteri; Pleuronectiformes; Paralichthyidae.